UCUCACUGCACGCGCACGAGCGAGCUUAUUUCACCUUCACCGAUCACGGAGGCGUCGUCACACGCACGCACGAGCGCUGUCCGUUUGAAUCACUGGGUUUACAGCCACGUAUCCUUCACACCGCUAGAAGUCGGAUGAUUUGCAUUUGAAAACGUAUUUGACCAAAUACUAAACAGAAUCUGGAUUUAACGCGCUGACCCUUUAUAUGGACCGCGCUCUUUGCAGCAUUCUGCGUAUUUCUCCACUGUAUUUUCCCCGUAGAUAGUAGUCAGAUUUCAGAAUAAGGCGAAAUGGCAACGGACGAGCUGUCAUCGAAGUUGAACCGCAGGCUGCAGAUCGAGGAGGGCGAGCACGACCCGGUGGCCCUGGACGAGGCUCACGAGAACGGAGCGCACGAGAAAACAGCCACGUCCAGCGCGGACUCAGAGCUGGGAGCCAAGCUGCAGCGGCGCGGCGAGCUGAACGAGGGCGUCGGUGAACACCAGCAGCCCAGCAUGAAGGUGUUCAACCCCUACACCGAGUUCAAGGAGUUCUCGAGGAAGCAGAUCAAAGACAUGGAGAAGAUGUUCAAACAGUAUGAUAUAGAGAAAGAUAACUUCAUCGAUCUGAUGGAGCUGAAGCUGAUGAUGGAGAAACUCGGAGCACCUCAGACUCACCUGGGCCUGAAGAACAUGAUCAAAGAAGUAGAUGAGGACUUUGAUGGCAAACUCAGCUUUAGAGAGUUUCUUCUUAUCUUCAGAAAAGCUGCAGCAGGAGAGCUGGCGGAGGACAGCGGGCUUCAUGUCUUGGCACGUUUGUCAGAGAUUGACGUGUCGACUGAGGGAGUGAAGGGAGCCAAAUCAUUCUUUGAGGCAAAAGUGCAGGCCAUUAACGAAUCAAACCGGUUUGAGGCAGAAAUCCGUCAGGAGCAGGAAGAUAAGAAGCGUCAGGCGGAGGAGAGGAAACAAAGACAAGCCGCUUUCAAAGAGCUGAAGUCAGCCUUCAAAUAGCCUCAUCCAGCUCGACAGCCUCGAUUUACUCAUCACCUUUGUCCGUCUGUCUACCAUCAGAGUCCCCCGUAAUCAGAGAUACUAUGCAAGGCUGUGAAAUGCUCAGAGAUCCAUGCAGAUUCAUCUUUCUGAGAAAGGGACACCUGUGUAGUUUGUGCUCAUGAGCGGAUGUUGCUGUUGAAAUCGUCUGUUUAUUGUUGCCUGUUUCUCUCGCUCUCUCUCAGGCUGAUUUUAAAUGUGAAGCCAGACACUGAUCUCAAUACACUGGAUUGGAUUUGUUCUGUUUCAGUCACACGUGUGUGUAUAUAUGUACUGUAGUCCAUUCACCCAAUCAGUUUCCUUUUAGUUUGAAUGGCAUUUUGUCUUGUUCUCGUCAAUGUGCCAGUAGAUUCAAAUCUAAAAUUUUAAAGUUUUUUUUUAAAUCAACCAGUACUCUCAGUAUGCCAUAUCCAGUCUGUUGUAUUCAUAUCAGUGGCAAUUUAAGCAGGAAAUGCUUUUCACUGUACCGUGACUAAUUCGACUUUGAUCGUUGACAAUUUGAACAUGAGAGGACAAACACCAGACCUCUGCUGUCGUUCACAGAUACAUUAAAUAUUAAGAGUAUAAAAUAAACUAUAUUUUUUAUUGAGCGGAGAGAGAGAGAGAUGGAGAAGUGGAUUUGGGUGUAUGUGCAUGUGUGGUGAUGAUUGUAAUGGUGUUUGUUGACUGUCUAUCACUAUUUUCUUGCAUGGUCACUGUGGUGUUGGUUUUCCUACAUGGUUCCCUUUAGUCUAUAAGGUGUCCAGAGUUAAAUGUGGCACACACAGGCUUACAAUUAGUCUUUAAGAUCAAAAUGAUGACAUGAAAUGGCUGUAAAUUUGAAACGGCUUACUUUUGCCUUACAAAAGUAAGUCAUUACAAUUUAAUUUCUUCAGCUUGUUUUUCCAAACCUGAAUAGCUUUCUUCUGUGGGACACAAGGGUUUACUUUGGAAAAAGUUUAUACUGUUUUUGUCCAUAUAAUGAAAGUCAGUGGGAUCCAGAACUACAUUCAACCCUCUUAAAAAACACAAAUAUCACUGAGAAAUUUUUCUUUGGUGUGUGAAGAGAGAAAUUCAUACAGGUUGGUAUGAUGUGGGUGAAUUAAUUAUUUUGGGUGAACUUUCCCGUAAGAGUCAACUCCCUAAAUCUAAGUCUGGGUUGCUUAAUAUUAUUCAGAUUAGGACCAGAAUUGCAAGCCUUGCACAGCAGCCCAUGCUCAGUGAGAUACGGUAAAAUGAAAAAGUGUUUCAUGCAUAGAAUAUAGACAUCAUUUGCAAAUUAAAUACGCAUGGCUUUUCUGUAGAGCCAGUGCAUGUAAUUCAACUUCUAAAUGAAAGAAUGCCAUGUGUCUGAAUAGGAUGUAAUCUUAAAGUAUUUAGUUAAAAAAAAAAAAAAUAGAAUAGGUUUCAAAGUUUACUGUGACAUCAUCUGAAAAAUGAGGGAACAUUUCUAUUGAAAUCAACCAAAAGCAUAAUGAAUUUAACCUUUUAUGUUCAUUUGACAUGCAGUACACUGUGGCAAAGUUAACUGAGAUGCUAUGUAUAAAGUCAAAUCUAUAUUUUCAUGUAAUGAAAAUCAAAAAAUAAUUUUAGUUUUGUAUGGAAUGGGGUCUUGUGAAAAGAAACGUUCUUAUUUUCUCAAUAUGAAUUUUGUUGCCUACAAUCUUGUCUCCCUUUGGUUCUCCGUGUAUCUGAUAUUCCUUUGGUUUUUCCAUUACAAUCUAAUCAGUAAAGGCAAAAUACCCUUUAGUCUUUUCUAUAAUGGAGACAAUACUGUGGGCAAUUGCUAUGCUUCAUGUUGUUCUUUGUUUUUGUGUUCUGAGUCACUGCUAAAUGUUCCUGUUUGCUCACUAGUUCUGUGGAAAUUCAAAUAAUAGGUGUAUAAAUAUUUGUCUCCCAAUCUUGCCACUCAUCCACAUGUUCUUUUUCUUUUGUUAUCUACUGUUCAACUAAAAGGUAUUUAAAAUAUUGGCUGUUAAAGGGUGAAUGUGGUCUAUAUGUUAUUGAAUGAGGAGUCGACUGAUGACACCGAUCACACAGCUGUUGCAUUCUGUUAGAAGCCAUAAACCAUUCUGUCAUUGCUUUUGAGAGAUUUUAGCGGUUCAGUUGUUGUCGUGCCAAAUGAUUUCAUUGAAGUUAAUUUUAGUACAACAUUCCCUGAAAUCCAUCAGGAUAUUUCUGAUCAACAGCCCUAGCAGAGAUUUGAAUUAAUGAGCACUGCUAAUUGGAAUUUAGAUUGAACAUCACUGAUCUACACUGUUAAAACUU
Messenger RNA from Cyprinus carpio (common carp), 3275 nucleotides. Its product is annotated as EF-hand domain-containing protein D2-like. Lineage: Eukaryota; Metazoa; Chordata; Actinopteri; Cypriniformes; Cyprinidae. The record is from RefSeq and is a predicted model, not a curated record. Gene Ontology annotation, molecular function: calcium ion binding.